AUGAUAAUGCAGCCAGCCAUAGCCUUUGAAGGGAAACUUAACUCGAUUGUUGUUGAAUACUUUGAGUUUGGAGGUUAUGUUUCUACAUUACAAGCUUUUAAAAGUGAAUGUGAACAAAAUUCAAGGCCUAUUUCCUCAGCCCCUGUCAACGCGAUAUUGGAUGAGAAGUCUAAAGCUAGUAAGAAAAUUCUUAUGGAAACCUUCACCUUGGGUAAACGAAAAGCUUUUCUCAAAGAAUGGAAGGCAUACAUUCCACAGGAUAUACGGGACUCAGACAUGGUUGCCAAGAAACUAGAAUUCUCUCUCUGGAUCCAUUUUACUGUCUACCCUAUUCGCCAUGACCUCCCUCCAAGAGAGGCUGAACAAGCUAUGUCAGCAUUCAAGAAUUUUCUUGAAACUCAGGGAGCAGAUUUGAGCCAAACAACAGAAUUUCUUCCAUUUUAUGCUUUACCAUUUGUACAAGAUCCUAAAUCUCAUCCUUCUUACAAAGAACUGUUUAAGCCUUCCUGGGUGGAAGAUUUACAAGCCAGAUUGGAACAGUUCAUGGUCAUUACUAAAAAAGUCGAACAACCACAAUUAUUUCAUCUUUAUAGAGGACCGCCCAAGCAAAUUGAAGAAUUAUGUGAACAAGUUCAAGAACUAAAACAUCGUGCUGAACUAACUAACAGUGAGCUGUUAAAAUGUCUGAAGAAAUGUGCCAAACUACAGAGUGAUUAUCAUGACUUAAUUGGGAUAUCAGCAGAUCUUGUUGAUGCCUUGGAGGAGACAGCACUGGGCAAUAUGAUAAGUCCUGAAAUGCUGCAUCAAAUUUGUGCCCGUCUCUUCACUCAUGCUAAACAACCUGCAGCUGAUUUAAGUCGACCUGGGACAGCAGGCAAAGCUCUUCGAACUUCUAUCAUUAACUAUGAAUCUUCACAAAAGAAAGCUGACACGCCUUUAGAUUAUUCCAAAGUGAAACGUGACCUAAUGAAUACUGGGAGUAACCAAAAAGCCCUUUUACUGCAGGCCUUACGAUGGCGGUUAACUCAAACCUCCCCACAACAGAGGACAUUGAAUAUUACUGCAUAUGUUCAUAAUGAUUUAUUAGGCUGUUCCUCAACCAGUUCAUUUAAGGAAAUAAUACCAGAGAUUUUAAAUUGUGAUGAAGAAGACCUAAAGGGAUCAAUGGCUCGUCUUUUAAAUACAGUUGCCUCCAUUAGUGUUGGUCGGUCAUAUUUAUCAGGUAAUCCAGCAUUGAUGAAUGUUCUUAUUAAAUGCAUGAAAGCUGAAGACUGUGAUACAUUAACAAGAGGAAUGAUCCUUGGAACACUUCAGAAACUCAGUCUUAGACGCAACUUGCAAAGCUUGAUGAUUAAAGAAAAUGUUGUGGAAUGGUUACUAAAUCUCUUAGAAGAAUAUGACUCACAGUCAGAUUAUGUUCUUGAAUAUGCCGUUGCUCUCCUCAUGAACCUAUGUUUCCGAACUGAAGGUAAGAAGCGUUGUGCAAAAGAGCCAUCCACACCUUUAAAGGUUCUGACUGAUUUGUUAGGUCUUGGUCAGGAUUAUCAAGAGAUUCAUCCCUAUGUGAAUGGAGUCCUGUACAGUAUACUUGCUCUUCCUUCUGUCAGAGAAGCAGCAAAGGCCAUGGGAUUUGAAGACAUUGUGGAAGGUUUCAUCAAAGAAGGUCAUUCUGCAAGAGAGCUUGAAUAUAUCAUCAAACAACUUAAUUCAGAUGAAAAAUUUACUGACCGAGAAUCAGAUGAUGAAGAAUCGGAUGAUGAAGAUGAUGAGGAAGAUUUGGAAAUGGAACCAGAUCUAGACAAAGAUGAUAUGGUUAAACCAAACAGUCCUAUUGGUCUUUAUGGAGAAAAAUUGCUUACAUCUGAUUAUCUUCUAAAGAAAAAGCAUGCAGACCAUGUCUUAGAACGGCACCAUCCACUGCAACGCCCAAUUACUCCAAGUCAAGUAAAAGGCUUUGAUGGACUUUCAUUUGCAUCAAGCAAUCAAAAUGCUGUAGAAAGCCAGCUGCCAAUUGUUGCACCCUUGGAUACAGUAUCAAGGCCACCCACACGAAGUGGAAGCAAAAUAAGUUCAGGUGAUGCUUCUGCUAGCACAAAAGCACCUGAGACUGAUUUUGCAGCAACUCCACCAGGCUCAGGAAAGUCAACAACAAAGAAAGUCAUACCUCAAGAAUCAGAAUCUAGUUCUGAAGGAGACACAUAUUCUGUUGGUUUUCGCUCAAGACCUCGCAUUUUACGAACGCCAGUUCUUCAUGAAAAUUCUAACAGGUCCCCACCUACUCCUAAGUUCUCAGAAUCAGGCCCUCGACCAAGUUCAGCAGGAAAAUCCUUGGGUCCUCAAAAACAUUCAGCUGAUUCAGAAAACUGA
This is a messenger RNA of Acanthosepion pharaonis, 2367 nucleotides long. NCBI's taxonomy places the organism in Eukaryota, Metazoa, Mollusca, Cephalopoda, Sepiida, Sepiidae. The record is from the annotation of a GenBank genome assembly.